UUCGCGGUGCAAAGUGACGCUUAUUUCUGUCAAAUUCUUUUAUUUCAUGCAAAAAUGCGUUGCAUAAGAUCAAUUUUAUUAAUUUUUGAGAUGCAGAGGCCGUAAACUGAAUAAUUACCUUUGAGAUAUAUACAAUAUUCUUCGCUGGCGACUGGUUCACCCUGAGGAAUUCUGAUCGAUGUGACGGACAAGCUUUUAUUUCACACGAGAACUUUUGGGAGCUAUAUCCUUAAAGACCAAAUAAUUCGACGCUUGAGAUGAGAAACAGUUACGUCUGGAUUAGAAAUCAUGGAAACAUCAGAGAGCUCAGUAGAACCUGCUAAAGUCGCCGAGGAAAGCGAAAAUUGUGAGGAGAGCAUCAAAGGCUAUGUAGAGCCUAGAUUUGAAUGUCCCAUUUGUUUAACAUGGCUGCGCGAUCCAGUUUUAACAUCUUGUGGCCAUAAAUUUUGUUCUCAGUGUAUUUACACUUGGCUUAAGAAAGAAGGCGCUUGCUGUCCAGUUGAUAGUCAACCUUUGAAAUCUGAAAAUCUUUUCCCAGAUCUUUACACCACUAGAGAGAUAUCUCAGAAACGUACAAGUUGUAUUUAUCAGCAAUUUGGUUGUCAAGUAAAAUUGUCACCUGUGGAUAUGGAAACGCAUAUCACUCAAUGCACAUACAAACGAGAUAUUUCAGAGCCUCGAGUACAAAAUGGCACUAAUGCAAUGUCUGUGGAGUCAAAAUUAUGGGAUCCUGUAAAAAAUAGGACACAAGUUGCAGACAAGGAAGAGCCUUCUCCCGAUUGGCAACAAUUGCUCAAAAAUCUAUAUGAAAGAAUAAUAGUCUUGGAACAAGAAAAUCGGGAGCUCUCUAUAACAGUAUCUAAUCAGAAAAAUCAGCUCGCAGCUAUGUGUUUACGAAAUUGUAAUGGAGUUUAUAUAUGGAGAUUGAAAUCUUUCCAAGAAAAACUUGACGCUAUGAUAAAUGAUCCUCAAAAAAUGUUCUAUAGUCCAGGUUUUUAUACAAGUCCAAAUGGAUAUAAGAUUUGUGCAAGGAUUAAUAUAUCAUCCAAGGAUCCCGAUUAUCUGUCUUUUCUUUUACAUAUUAUGAAAUCAGAAAAUGACGACGCUUUGGACUGGCCGUUUAAUGGCACAAUGUUUUUUGCGUUAGUACAUCCGCAAAAUUCGGAACAAAAUAUAUGCGAAAAAACAUCGUCAAUAUCAGGUCUUGAGGCAUUCCAAAAACCCACGUACGAAUUAAAUAAACGUGGCUUCGGUUAUGUAGAAUUUAUACGUGUACGUGACAUAACUGAUUUUCUGCAGCACGAUACUUUAAUUUUUAAAAUUGAAGUUUAUCCUAUGUCUUAUAGAGAUAACACCAAAAAGUUAUUAUGAAUUAAAACAUGAGUAAACUUUAUA
Messenger RNA from Cyphomyrmex costatus, 1395 nucleotides. RefSeq names its product TNF receptor-associated factor 6-A. NCBI's taxonomy places the organism in Eukaryota, Metazoa, Arthropoda, Insecta, Hymenoptera, Formicidae. Bases 289 to 1371 code for a protein of 360 amino acids. Gene Ontology annotation, biological process: innate immune response; protein ubiquitination; regulation of canonical NF-kappaB signal transduction. Gene Ontology annotation, molecular function: protein binding; ubiquitin protein ligase activity; metal ion binding. The transcript has 6 exons. The record is from RefSeq and is a predicted model, not a curated record. Gene Ontology annotation, cellular component: plasma membrane signaling receptor complex.